UAGCCGGACGCGGAAGAGAGGCGCCGGACCACGCAUGCGCAGAGGCGAUUCGGCGCCAUCACGCUCGCACGCCGGUCCGGGUGUCUCCCUCCCUCGCCGUCGCUCCCUGCCGGAUUUUCUCGCCAAAAUGACCGACAAGGAAGCCGCCAAGGUAGGGGAUGGUGGUGGGCCUGCGCCUGUGUGUGCGGUUCCCGACCUCCCGACGACAGUGGCGGUGGCUGAGGUUACACCUGUGACCCGCCUGCAAGAUACCUUUGAUGAUGCAGUAGAGGAGAGAGUCAUCAAUGAGGAGUACAAGAUAUGGAAGAAAAACACCCCCUUUCUGUACGACCUGGUGAUGACCCAUGCUUUGGAAUGGCCCUCCCUCACUGCCCAGUGGCUGCCUGAUGUUACAAGGUGAGUGCAACUGAGGGUAUGAGAGAGAUAAA
Molecule: messenger RNA, 428 nt
Organism: Penaeus monodon (black tiger shrimp)
Lineage: Eukaryota; Metazoa; Arthropoda; Malacostraca; Decapoda; Penaeidae
Exons: 3
Coding region: 35-400 (121 amino acids)
Biological process (GO): regulation of gene expression
Cellular component (GO): ESC/E(Z) complex; NuRD complex; nucleus
Molecular function (GO): histone binding
Source: RefSeq, a predicted model, not a curated record